AUGUCUGUUGGUUUCUCAAUAUCCUGGUCUGGUCCCAGUGUGGCUAAAUUACAACAAAAAGAUAAUUCACCUCUUCCAUUUAUAUUAACGGAAACACAGGUUUCUUUAGUGGCAUCGUUAAUUUACGCAGGAGCUCUACCAGGUCCAUAUUUAAUGGGAUGGUUGUCAAACACAAAAGGUCGAAAACCAUGCGUCUUGCUUGGUGGCGCGUUCGGUAUUAUAGGUUACACGCUACUGGCGUUGGCUAAUACUGUGAUGAUGCUUUACUUCGCUAGAAUGAUAAUAGGUUUAGGAGUCGGCUGUCUCGUUGUAAUGAUCUUGGUAUACGUUGGAGAAAUAGCAUCUACGGGUAUAAGAGGUACUCUGUUGACCGUUGUUGGUUUAUUUACAACUAGUGGAUCAAUAGCACUAUAUUCUAAUGCAUCAUUUCUAUCUUACUAUGAAACAGCCUAUGCCGGACUAGCACUAUUCACAAUGUUUACUCUAUGCGCAUUGAUGAUACCUGAAAGUCCAAUUUAUCAUGUGUUGAAAGGGAACGAAGAGGCUCUUAAAAAUGUAUUACAAGAACUUGGUAGAUCUGGAGAUAUAAACGAAGUAAUUUCAUCAAAGAAUGAAUUUAGUGUUACUAGCAAUAAACAAGACUGGAAAGAUUUAGUUACUUUACGAAGCAAUCGAAGAUCUUUAUUCUUAUCUUUAACAAUUAAUGUUUUACAAGCAAGUAGCGGUGUGUUGGCUGUGGUAUUUUUUUCAUCAAUUAUUUUCGAAAUUGCCGGUUCCCCAUUGAAUGGAGACGUAGCAAUGAUAAUUAUUUUAUGCUUACAAUUGCUUGGAACCGGAUUGGCUGUCCUGUUAAUAGAGAUACUCGGGAGAAGAGUGGUGCUGUAUGCAUCGAGUUUGAUGUGCUCUUUGGCCAUGGUAGGUAUUGAUACUACUGUGGGUUGCUAA
Danaus chrysippus (African queen) is the source of this 945-nucleotide messenger RNA. Lineage: Eukaryota; Metazoa; Arthropoda; Insecta; Lepidoptera; Nymphalidae. The record is from the annotation of a GenBank genome assembly.